Molecule: messenger RNA, 1425 nt
Organism: Trypanosoma grayi
Lineage: Eukaryota; Euglenozoa; Kinetoplastea; Trypanosomatida; Trypanosomatidae
Product: putative calcium/potassium channel (CAKC)
Exons: 1
Coding region: 1-1425 (474 amino acids)
Biological process (GO): potassium ion transport
Cellular component (GO): membrane
Source: RefSeq, a predicted model, not a curated record
AUGAAACACACACCAUACGCUGUCAGCGUGGCAGAAGUGGAGAGACUCCUGCACCAUUUGCUUGGGCUCGGAGUGGCUGUUCCAGGGGCAGUGCCACUCAUUAUGAAUCUGCUUCGCACCUACGAGCCACGUCCGUCGGAUGUGACACUAUCACACCAUUGGAUCGAGCAAUACGAAUGGUCUCUACACAAUGACAUUUACUGCGUUGAAAUGCGAAACACCUUCCGAGGACGUGAGUUUCAUUGGCUGGCACGACUUUUCUUCAACCACGAUGUGACGCUUAUAGGAAUCAUCAACGAUGAAGGGGUUGUUGAACUGAAUCCACAUUGCGUCACUUCCUCGGCUACCAAGAUGAUUGUUAUUGCCAAAUGCUUGCAAGCGGCUAGGAGGGCAAUCAAUGAAGUAGAGCGAGUCUGCUGUGCUCCAUUUACUGAAGAAGAUGUGAAAUCUGAUCAUGCUGGCAUGAUGUUUGAUGACGAAAGGCAUGCUCAUAUUACCCUACGAGGCGUCACUGGUGGCGGUAUUGAGGCACUCCAAAAAGUGGAUGACGCAUACGACUUGGAAAAUCACUUUGUCAUCAUCGACUUGGCUAUCGCCAAGGCGAGGGCACCUGAGACGGAAGGGGCGCAGGUGGGCUCUCUCACUUCAGCCGCUGCAGAUGUUUUUCAUGUUUUGCGCUCCAUCCGCCAGACGUAUUCUCAGAAUGACAUUGUUCUAUUGACCCAGGACACCUCAUUCUCCGCGUACUUUGAACGCUACUGGAACAGUCUGAGAGGCGCAAUUCCUGUGAGGCAUGUGGAGGGCUGCGGGUUAAAUGAAAAUGAUCUUCGGCGGUGCAAUGUGAAGAAUAGUGCCGGCAUCCUCAUAUUUAUCUCAGGAGACAUCAGCGGUGCAUCCACCAGUGGACUAUCCAUGCUCGUUGACCUCUCACUCGCAGCUAUCCUACCGUCAUUUCACAACAUUCCUGUUGUGGUGGAACUCGACAGUCUGCAGCAUCUUUCCCUCUUCCCGCCCUACGCAGAAGACGAUUUGCUUCACCAAAAGGCCGAGGUAGACUUUGUGUUUGAGCCAAACUACAUCAUCGGUAACGCCCUUAGCAGACAUAUGCUGUUUCCUUUGGUGCACCGCACAUAUUUCAUGGAGGAAUUCAUUGACAUCAUUGACAUGCUUGUGAGUGGUAUGGACGAUGACACGCCAUCGUUGGGACGACUUCCACUUGCUCUUACACCUGAAGCUUUGGAGACGUAUGAGGAUGUUGCAAAUUACUGCCUCAGCCUGUGCUAUCUGCCCAUUGGCCUGCACCGCCGUAUUACUGACCCGCGAAACUUAUCACUUAGUGGACAACGCUUUGUGUUGACAAAUCCACCGCGAAACCUCCCAGUCGACCGUGAAGGCGACGCCGUAUUCUACCUGCUACCCACUUGA